Molecule: messenger RNA, 2085 nt
Organism: Haliotis rufescens (red abalone)
Lineage: Eukaryota; Metazoa; Mollusca; Gastropoda; Lepetellida; Haliotidae
Product: equilibrative nucleobase transporter 1-like
Exons: 9
Coding region: 1-1833 (610 amino acids)
Biological process (GO): transmembrane transport
Molecular function (GO): transmembrane transporter activity
Source: RefSeq, a predicted model, not a curated record
AUGAGCAACAGACCGUGUUCGAAGCGCGCGUGUACUCUCACGUGGUCCGUGCUGGAGUGUGUGUUCUUCGCCGGCGUGGUGCUGGGUUGGUCCUGGCUCAUGGUCGUCUUCAGAUCAGACAAAUACUUUGUGGAUUUGUGUAACAUCACUGACCUCGAUCUGGGCCCCGGGGAGCUGCUUAAAGGAAUCUACCAGACAACAACCAAAGCCCCGGUCAGACGAAAACCCUGUCGAAAACCAAACCGCAGACAACGUGACGUCACAGAAGACGUGCAAGUUUACAGUGCCUAUUACACAAACCUCAAACAUGCGUCCACUGUGGCUGUGUAUGACGUCACGACAGUCGCAGCCAAUGAGGAAGCUGAGAAUUCUACGAGAAAGGAUUUCAUUGGUUGUUGGGAGCAGAACGAGCAGCUGCGGGUGUUGUUUGCCCUGGUGGUGAUCAUCCGAGACGUUCUUGUGUUUCCGAUUGGAAUAUUCUUUGACAAGUAUGGUACCACACGGACCCGGCUGCUCACGGUGUUGGUGUUUGCUGUGGGAACGCUGAUGAUGACCUUCACGGGUGCAGCCUUCCCCUGGUUGAUCGUCCCCGCGAUGAGUCUGACCGGUGUCGCCGGCACCGCCGUCCUCCUCACCAACCUCCAGAUCGCGAACUUAUUCGGCCGGCGGAGACACACAGUCAUGUCAGCAUACGCCGGUGCUUCGGUCUCCAGUGCCCUCAUCACAUUUCUCAUGAAGCUGUCUCAUUUCAUCGGUGUCAACAUCCAGACCUCCUUCAUGUUUCUCACCAUUGGCAUCGUCCCCAUGCUCGUCUCAACCAUCGCCUUCCUGCCCAAGACCAAGAUCCCCUGGCCCCUCCCACUGGACUACGGCAAGCGCCGCAACCAAUCACUGGACGAGACGAUGCUCCGGAAGCAGAGGGCAUGGCAACGGAGAAUGUCGGAAGCUGGGAUAUCCCGAUUCCGCAGGCCUCAACCCCAGUUCUCGCCGGUGCUGGUUCAGUCUCUUUAUAUCUGGUCGGUUGUGUGGUACGGGGUCCAUCAUCUGCAGACAGCCAUGUUUGAGUCCAGGUUCAUUGACCUCACCAACCCCGACAUCGACGAAGGUGUUGACUAUGAACAGCUCUACGGCAGUGUGCAAAUAUUCGCCGUGGUUCUCUCCCCUGUUGCUGGCUUGUGGAUAGACAAAUACAGGAGAAGAGAGUUAGGAGUUCCUGCUGGUACGCAACAAAUGCAGAAUAUACUUCCGGUUAUGUUUACUACGUCAGCACUUUCUGUGUUUGAACUGGUGGCGUCCAUGGUAACGGAUCAACUAGCAGCCCGCAUAGCCUCGUUUUUCUUCAACCUCCUCCACCGCGUGUUCCUCCUCACAACCACGUGUGCUUUCCUCAUGCAUGUGCACUUUCCCCAGCAACAUUUCGGCAAACUGUUUGGUGUGAUGACGGCGGUAUCGUCAAUAAUCGGAGCCUUCCAGUUUCCCAUGAGGAACUUCCUCAUUAAAAAAUACACAGACACACUGCAGGUGAACAUCUUGCUCCUCUGUCUGUCCGUGGUGUCAAUGGGACACCCCCUUAACGUCUGGUACCAGUGCCGGCGCAGACUGAUCAGAGACCCCUCUAGACACGAGGAUCGACAACGACGCGAAGUCAGCACUACGCAUCUGACGUCACACCAGGAUGUGGAUGACACACGUAUCCCAGAAGGCAACGGUGAAGUAAUGGAGUCUAUGCCGGAACUACUUCCGCGGGAAAUCCCCGACACUAAUGGAGACAUUGUUGUCGUAUAUGACGGAUCUGAUCGCCACGCGGAGGAAGUGAACGACACCCAUAUCUGAAGGAAACACUAGUUUUUGGACACAUUCCGAAGUUAAUAUUAAAUCAACUACGGGACUUGAACUGAACAUACCUUUACUCUGCGUUCAGUUCCUCGUGGGGUAAUGUUGAAAUUGUUUUGUAUAUUAGACUGGCAGGGAGAUUUUAGGUUAUGAUCUAGAACUCACUCAGAUCGUGACGAGUUUGGUUUAACGCCGCGUUGAACAGUAUUCCAGUUAUGUCACGGCGAGUCAGCUUAAUGUUUGAGGAAAGUU